AUGGCAUCGUUUAGAAUUCACGAGGAUCAAGAAAAUACUUCAUUAGGAUUGAGAAAAGAUGCAGAAAUAUUCUCUGCUGCUUCACAACGUCGUGCUCUCGGCGAUCUUAGUCAGUUUGCUUGCAAUCAAAAUCGAAACAUAAAAAACACCCUGACGAAUGGACCUUGCAAAGUUCAAGAUGAGAAUAGAACAGUGCGCCAGAUUAAAAAUGAAAAAAACAUUGUACCCCCUGUGGCUCAAUUUCGCGCCUUCAGUGUCUACGAAGAUAAACCGAAAGAAGUUGAAGUUAAAAAGCGGGAGCCCUUCAAACCUUUUGUAGCGAAGGAGAUUAAAAAAGAUAAUUUCUUUUUAAAUGCUGCAGAGAACGUUAAAGCACUUUGUGCUCAAGUGGAAAAGCAAAAGCAGGCAGAAAAGGUUAAAGAAGUUGUUACCGUCCAACCUCCAAAAGAAUCUAAGAAAGAUGUCUAUGAAUCUCCCAUGUCCAUUGUUGACUCGAGCAUCCUGUCUAUGUCUAUUUCCCGCAAUGAAAGUCAGAUCAUUGAUGAUGAAGAUGCAAAUACAACGAAGGCACAGACUGAUCGUGAGAUGUUCUUCCAUGUUGCUGAGUAUAGGCAGGAUAUAUAUGAUUACAUGAGAGAAAUCGAGAUAAAGAACCGUGCUAAUCCGCGUUACAUGCGCAAACAGCCGGACAUAACACACAGCAUGCGUUCGAUCUUAGUAGACUGGUUGGUAGAAGUAUGUGAUGAGUAUAACCAACAAAGCGAGACCCUCCACCUGGCUGUGUCUUAUGUAGAUCGGUUCCUGUCUUAUAUGAGUGUGGUACGAACUAAACUCCAACUCGUUGGCACAGCGGCUACUUAUAUAGCAGCGAAAUAUGAAGAAGUAUAUCCACCAGAAGUGUCAGAAUUUGUCUACAUAACAGAUGAUACUUACACCAAACGUGAAGUGUUAAGAAUGGAACACUUGAUAUUAAAAGUGCUCUCCUUUGAUCUCUCUACACCAACAUCACUGGCAUUCCUGUCACACUACUGCAUCUCAAAUAGUAUAUCAAAGAAGAUCUUCAAUUUGGCUGCUUACAUUUCGGAGUUAUCACUUCUGGAGGCAGAGCCCUACUUGCAAUAUCGAGCGUCUUUGAUAGCUGCUGCUUCAUUAGCCACGGCACGCCACGCGCUGAUGUGUGAUCACUCACACCGCCACAGCCUCGAUGACCCACACUGCGCGGAGGUCAGCUGGCCGGCGAGUCUCGCUCGCACGGCGGGUUAUACUCUAACCGAGCUCCAGCCGGCCAUGAAGGAACUGGGACGCACACACGCACACGCACCACACCAACCCUACCGUGCUAUACCAGAUAAAUACGGGAACAAUAAGUACGACAACGUUUCCUCUAUCGAAGCAAAACCACUUUUCCCCGUCUCUGAAUACACCGCCCCGGCCGCCCGUCCCGCCGACAGACCGCGAGCAGAUACACGUGCAUGA
This is a messenger RNA of Danaus chrysippus (African queen), 1476 nucleotides long. NCBI's taxonomy places the organism in Eukaryota, Metazoa, Arthropoda, Insecta, Lepidoptera, Nymphalidae. The record is from the annotation of a GenBank genome assembly.